Molecule: messenger RNA, 3609 nt
Organism: Symbiodinium sp. CCMP2456
Lineage: Eukaryota; Dinophyceae; Suessiales; Symbiodiniaceae
Source: the annotation of a GenBank genome assembly
AUGCCACCAAGGAAAGAUGCCUGCUUGGGCAAUGCUGUGGCGCAGCAGGACCAACACACCACAUGUGCCCCUGCUGAGCUGAACGUGCAGCCGCUGAAAGCACAAGCGCCACUGAAAGGAUCUUGCAUUCCUUGCUGGCUUUUCUUCGCGCUCGGCUGGUUCUUCACCCUUCUGUUCAUAAACGAGGCCUCGAACUGCAGAGAGCGGCUUCGAGCCGAGGGGUCGAUACGCAGUGCGGCGCUUCUGCCAAAAUCGAGCCUUCGGCGAGACUUUUAUUGCCAGUAUUCGAAAGCCUUGUGCAACGUCGUGAUGACAGGCUUUUUGCACAGGCUUCUCCCAAACUUUACUGUACCAGUGAUGACCCAGGGCACCGACAUCUUCUCCUUCGACGAUCCAGCCGUGGAGACCGAUCUCAAGGUCCAGCAGUACUUCGGCUUUCAGGCCGCCUUAGACGAGACACCCGGCUGCGGUGAUCAAGCUCACGCGGAAAAGGCCGUUUGUGAGGCCGACGAGUUGUGCGAAUGGGUUCAGCGUGGGCCGAGUGCGUCGUGUCGAGACAUCGAGUGCCCGGGGCCCACACCCAAGAGGCGCCAGAACCCUUUGUACCUUGACUUCCUGCCCGCUUUCAUCAGUGUUCUGUAUGAGGCGGUGGAAGAGAACGGAAACAUCUUAGAUGACGACAUAAUGAGGAUCAUCUUUGAUUACGAGCAGGAGCUCUUCACAGACGUCGGAGGUGCUGAAUUGAACUACGAAGAUGAGAUCAGGCCAUCUCCAUGGACCGAGGACUGGUGCUUGAUGAGCCAUCCAUCACACGGUUACGGCGAGCCGAAGUGUGCGUCUGGCGUUGGCUUCGGUCACAUGUUCACCCUCAAUGAUGCUGGCCGCGAGACAAUCAAGAACCAGGCGCUUGCGGGCCACAAUUACCUCGGGCUCGCCGGAAUGAUGGCAUGCAUCUGCCAAAACGAAGAGACCUGCCUCGUUUGCAACGCGGACGGAUCCAUGAAGGGUGCUCCCCCAGGCCGGAGACCAGUGGCUGGCGGUGAAUUGCAAGUCAUCGGUGGGAACGAGGGCUUUCAGGGGCAUCCCCUCUCCCUGGUCUGCUCUUGGAGAGGAAGGACAGCCGAGUCCCUUCAGGACAAGUGGCCACCGGGUGCCAUCUUGGAAAAGAUGUGCGACCCAUCGCUUCCGCUGUGGUGGAAUGCCAAGCACACCGACUGCACAUGGUUCGAGGUUGCCUGGUUUGUGAUACAGGACGAGGGCAAGAAGUUCCAGACCGGCUACGUCGAGGGUCGAAACGGGUGGUGUGGCGCAAAGUACGAGCGCGAGCAUGGAAGCAAGCUCCGCAUCAUGCUCUUCUCAGGUGCAACCCUGGUGGCCCAGUAUCUUGGAAUCCUGCUGGUGGAUGGCUUCCUGUCCUUGGGCUCAUUGGUGUUCCGCGGCUGCAGCGUGUCAGUCUGGGCGUACAUGUGGCUGAUGCUGGAGAGCGUUUUCCUGGCAUCCUGUGGCAUGUUCGAGAUCAUUUUCUCCCUUCCAGUGGGAAUGUGCCUUUGGGUGCUGGCCGCUUGGCCCCGUGCUGCCAGCUUUCGUCUCCUUUUUGCCGAUCUCAGGAGGUUGGUGAUUUACAUGAUCCUGGGUAUCGGCGCUGACGAUGUCUUCAUUCUGUACGAUGCCUGGCUCCAGUCAGCACACGCCGACGGUGUGAGCCACAGCCGAACCACUCGCUUCUGCUGGGCCUAUCGCCGCUCCGUUGGUGCAAUGCUGGUCACCACGCUCACGACCUGUGGAUCUUUCUUCAUCGGCGCGACCUCGCCGCUGCCUUUGGUGCAGAGUUUCUGCAUUUUCGCCGCAGUCGUCGUCCUGGUAGACUACCUCUUCUGUAUCAGCUUCUUCGCCUCGGCGGUCUUGGUCUACGAGGAUUGGAUGAAGGGUGUCGGCUACUGCUGCAGCUGCUGCGGUAUCCCUCUCCGGGAGCCAGGAACAUGCCUCGGCCCGGGCUGCUGCUUUGGUGGUCUGCGUGCCUGCUUGUCCUGCUGCGGCAGAAGCUGGAGAAUGGUGCCGAAGCCGCCCAAGGCAGACGAACCUCCAGAGCAGCGUGCGAUGGAAAAGUUCUUCGCAGGGCCCGCCUUCCGUGCCUGGGCUGCGCUUGUCAGCGGCUUCUACGACAAUCACAAGAUCAAGCUGAUCCUGUUUUGGUUGGUGGUGGUCAUCGGCAUGGCGACGAGCGCCGGCGUCCAGCUCCGCACCGCCAAGAAGCGUGCCCCGAUUGGGCGAGAGAACAUCGACGUCAUCAAGGGAUCCGACAUCCUGUUCUCGGAGCCUCUCGGCCUGUGGUUCGAGUUCUCCACUCGCCCUGUUACUGCCUCUAUUGUGUUUGGCCUCAACGAAGAGUCCCCUGUGACGUGGGCGCGGGAAAUCGAGGGCUCCACGACGAAUGCGCCGAACUUCGGAGGAAGCUCUGCCAGCGACCUCGCAAAGCCGGCAUUUCAACUCGAGCUGCUGGCUCUCUGCACUGCCGUCGACAUUGGCCAGGAUGCAGCAGACACACGAUGCGGAAACAGGGCCUGCUUGGCAAAGGGCUCACCCCUGGCGGGCAACUGUGCGGCCGACCAGACCGCCUGGCAAACGGCAGGGAUCUACCUGCGGGAAGAUGAAAGCUGCGUUACCUCGCGAUAUUGCUUCAUGGAGGACGUGCGCUACUUCUGGGCAUCGAAGCAAGGCAAUUGCCAGGGUCUGAACCAGACGUCGUGCUCUGCCGCAGCAGGCUGCGCGUACUCGACCACCACAGUUCCACCAGGUUGCAACCUGGCCCGCACUGGCCGGGCUGGCUACCCAGGGCUGUCCGAGACUGAGUUCAUCCAGCUGCUCUCUGAUCCGUCUUCGACUGAUCCGACGAUGACCGGGUGGGAGGCGUACCUGGAAUUGAAGUCGAACUACCUGAGGAGUGUGAACCGCCGGUACGAAGCUGACUUCGCAGCCCAAUACACCGGCGUCCGGCUCAACUCCGCAAAGACAGCCAUCCAGUUCGCUUGGAUCAGCUUCAAUGCGACCUUCCCGCGUGAGAACACGGUGGAUGAGGCGAACGAAUGGUACAACCGAUGGCAGACCUUCAAGGGGAAUGGUUGUGUGCCGCACCGCACGGGUGCCUUUGCUGUGAAUUGUGUUAUGCUCUUCGUCCACCUGCCUGUGGGACUUCCCUUGGGUGUGUCCUUCUCUCAGCUCCGCCAGCAAUUUAAAGGACCUCUGGGCACCAAAUCUGGGCGGCUUCCAGACACCCUGCUGCAGCAACGUCUGCCGGUGCCAGAACGGGCAACAUCGCUUCAUGAUAUGUUCCUGGUGACCCAGAACGAGAUGGUGAAAGCCGCCACCAUGGGCAUUGGCUUGAUGGAACACGUCUACCAGGCUGACAACUUGGAACUGGUGGACCUCCACUUUGGGGCUUAUAUGCACCUGGGUAUCAUCUGUAUCACCGCCACCUUCCUGGGUGUUGUCCCACUGCUUGGCUGGAGUUUGGGCGAGAACGAGUGCAUUUUUAUGAUCGCAACGGUCGGCUUGUCUGUGGAUUAUACAGCCGCUGGGCUGAUGCAGGGAAACUUCCCUGGCCGCUUGUGA